AUGUCUGCAACAACGCUCUCAUCUAUACAUAUUCCUCCAUUGGCAAAUCAUCAGUCUACUCUGUAUCUGCUGUUUUCUCCAAAAUGUCGUCCUUAUGCUGAACUUGCUGCUUACCAUUUAGCUGCAAAAUCAACUGCUGCUGUUCCGCUUAUUCGGGUUGGUUUGGAUCGUAAUUUGCUUGCUCAAACUUCAACUCUCAUUAUUCCAAAGGGUCCGUUUGCUUCUAAUAAAACUACCAUCACUGGAAAAUGCUCUAUUCUGCGUUACUUUGCUAGAGCUUUUCCAAACACUUCUACUGCAGAUCCUCUCUCUUCUCUAUCUAUUUAUCCUGAACAGGUAUUUGCUACAAAACAUCUGAUUGAUUCGUGGAUAGAUCGCAUCCGUAAUGCUACUGCUUCCGCUACUCCUGAUGUUCUUCUUUUGAAAGAACUCGAUCUCGCUGCUCCAACUACUGCUCUUGUUGGUGAUUCUACCACUAUUGCUGAUUUGUUGGCUUGGGAUUCUUUGAUCUCUACAAACGCUUCUUCUCCAAAACUUGCUGGCUGGCUUAAAGCCAUUCAUUCUGAUAAAGAACUCUCAGAUGCUGCCUAUACUAUCGAUCAAGCAAUCGAGUCGGCUCCCAUCUUGGAUACCUUUAGAUACUCGAUCGUCGAGCAGAUUCAUUCCCUGACCGGUGUUGCUGAGGAUUUGCUGUAUUCUCUAUUGGAAGAACCUCGUGAUAAAGCCAAUGGUGACAUGUCUUUACCACUUCCUCGCACUCGACUUCCCGGCAUCCCUACACAACUGGCUGCUUCUUUGGCUAAACAAUUCCAACCCAACAAUCUGAUUUUAAAAGCCGUUGCAACUGGCCCUUUUCUCAACUUUACCUUCAACAAGGCUAUUCUUUCUAAAAAAGUCAUCUCUUCUGCCGUUACCCUCGGUACUUCAUAUGGAUCCAACUCGGAUGGCUUUGGAAAAUUCGCUGUUGUCGAAUUCAGCUCUCCAAAUAUUGCCAAACCCUUCCAUGCUGGUCAUCUUCGUAGUACUAUUAUUGGCAGCUUUCUUAAAAAUGUGCUGGAUGUGUCUGGCUGGAGUACCGUGUCUAUCAACUAUCUUGGUGAUUGGGGAAAACAAUUUGGCUUAUUGGCUGUUGGGUUUGAUCGCUAUGGAUCGGAUGAAGCCUUGAGCACAGACCCUAUUCGCCACUUGUACGACGUAUACGUCCGUAUCAAUACCGAAGCCAUUGAAGACGCUUCUAUCCAUGACCAAGCUCGUGCUUACUUUAAAAAAAUGGAGGAUGGUGACGAGCAUGCUUAUAAUCUUUGGAAGCGGUUUCGCGAUCUUAGUAUCGUCAAGUAUAAGGAAGUUUAUGGCCGUCUCAAUGUCCAUUUUGAUAUCUACUCGGGUGAGUCCCAGUACUCUCUCAGCCAAAUGCGUAGCGUCAUGAAUGAGCUGCAAAAUGUGGGCUUGCUGGUUCCCGAUCAAGGCGCGCUUAUUGUGGACUUGAAAGAAUACAAACUUGGAGUUGCUGUGAUUGGAAAGACAGAUGGGUCAUUGCUGUACCUUUCCCGUGAUAUUGCUGCCGCUUGUGAUCGAAAAGACACCUUUGAUUUUGACCAUAUGUUUUAUGUUGUUGGUACCCAGCAAGAUCAUCACUUUAAGCAACUGUUUAAAAUUCUUGAGCUACAAGGAAAAACAUGGGUCGAUAGAUGCUCUCAUAUUGGCUUUGGCUUGAUCAAAUCUAAAGACGGCAACAUGAGUACUCGAAGAGGGACAGUGGUUUUCCUCGAAGACAUUCUCAACACAGUACGUGAUGAAAUGCACGCCAAUAUGAAAAAGAAUGAACACAAGUAUGCCCAAGUCGUUGAUCCUGAGCGUGUAGCCGAUAUUGUCGGUCAAUCUGCUACCAUGAUUCAAGAUAUGGGUGCCCGUCGUGCCAAAGAUUACACCUUUGACUGGUCAAGAAUCUUUUCUUUUGAAGGUGAUACUGGCCCAUAUCUCCAGUACGCACACUCUCGUCUCUGCUCCAUUGAGCGUCAGUCUGAACACUUGCAAGUUUCAGCCGACACUCUUUUGGACAUAGAUCUCACUUUGCUUGUCGAGCCUCAGGCUUUGGCUCUUAUAGAAGCCAUUGCACUUUAUCCAGACGUCAUUCGUGAUUUGAGUAAAAACUAUGAGCCAUGCAACCUUGUUUCGUACUCGCUGCGUCUCAGUCAUGCUAUAUCGUCAGCGAUCGAUGUGCUGUGGGUUAGUGGCCAGGAAAAACCUCUUGCUCACGCACGGUUGGCGUUGUAUGUUGCUGCAAGAUUUGCUUUAAGCAACGCUCUACGUACUUUGGGUCUAACUCCAUUGACUCGGAUGUAAGCUUUGUUAUAAACUAUAUACUCAAAAUUAACCG
This is a messenger RNA of Batrachochytrium dendrobatidis JAM81, 2377 nucleotides long. RefSeq lists its product as uncharacterized. Gene Ontology annotation, biological process: arginyl-tRNA aminoacylation; mitochondrial translation. The coding region runs from base 1 to 2343 and encodes 780 amino acids. Gene Ontology annotation, molecular function: arginine-tRNA ligase activity; ATP binding. The transcript has a single exon. The record is from RefSeq and is a predicted model, not a curated record. Gene Ontology annotation, cellular component: cytoplasm; mitochondrion. Lineage: Eukaryota; Fungi; Chytridiomycota; Chytridiomycetes; Rhizophydiales.